AUGAGUAGUAUGGAGAACUCAAAUGAAACCUCCAUGAACAGGUUCUUCCUUCUUGGCCUCACCAAUAUCCCCUACCUGCGGGCUUUAUGUGUUCUAAUGUUCCUGAUCAUUUAUAUCAUUACAUUGUCUGCAAACCUUUUACUUAUCCUUGUGGUGAAAAUCAAUGCAAAGCUUCAAACCCCAAUGUACUUUUUCCUGAGCAACCUCUCCACCAUUGAUAUCUUCUUCUCUUCCACCAUAGUCCCCAAAAUCAUGGCAGUCACCUUGUCUCAGGAUAAAAGUAUUUCCCUAAUGGAUUGUGCAACCCAGAUGUUCUUCUGUUUAGGUUUAGGGGCGACUGAGUGUCUCAUUCUGGCUGUUAUGGCCUACGACAGAUAUGCGGCUAUCAAUAAACCAUUACACUAUACCACAAUAAUGAAUAAGAGAUUUUGCAUAGGUAUGGCUGCUGGAUGCUGGCUGAUUAGCUUUAUAAACUCUGCCAUUCAUGUUUAUCUCACAUUUCAGUUGCCUUUUUGCAGAUCCCGCCAGAUCAACCAUUUCUUCUGUGAGAUGCCUCCUUUCUUUUUGCUGUCUUGUCAGGAUCCGUAUCUCAAUGAGGUAGUUAUGUACAUCUCAGCUGCUAUAAUAGGUGUGUGUUCAUUUAUUUUGACUCUCGUUUCAUAUGUUCAUAUCAUUUCCACUAUACUUAAGAUUCGUUCCACUGCUGGAAGGUAUAAAGCUUUCUCCACGUGUGCGUCACAUCUAGCGGUGGUCUCUAUAUACUAUGGCACCAUCCUAUUAAUGUAUAUGCGGCCUCACUCGGCCUAUUCCCCAGAAGUGGAUAAGACAGUGUCCAUUAUUUACACGGUUUUGACACCGAUGCUGAAUCCUAUUAUCUACAGUAUAAGAAAUAAACACGUUAAAAACACAGUUAGAAAAAAAAUGAAUGAACUUGUACCUGGAUUUAUGAAAAUAAUUUUUUGGAAUCAUAGCGACUAA
This is a messenger RNA of Xenopus tropicalis (tropical clawed frog), 978 nucleotides long. RefSeq names its product olfactory receptor family 13 subfamily C member 5 (gene or13c5). NCBI's taxonomy places the organism in Eukaryota, Metazoa, Chordata, Amphibia, Anura, Pipidae. Gene Ontology annotation, cellular component: membrane; plasma membrane. Gene Ontology annotation, molecular function: olfactory receptor activity; G protein-coupled receptor activity. The record is from RefSeq and is a predicted model, not a curated record. Gene Ontology annotation, biological process: detection of chemical stimulus involved in sensory perception of smell; signal transduction; G protein-coupled receptor signaling pathway. Bases 1 to 978 code for a protein of 325 amino acids. The transcript has a single exon.